AUGCACCACCACCCACGGAAUCGAGAAAGAGCUAUCAAUCUGUCAAUCCUGUCCGUGUCCGGGCCGGACUUUGGUUUCCCGGAAGCUGCCCGGCGGGUCAUGGGAAUAACGCCGCCGCAUCGCCAGUCGGCAUCGUUUAUGGUCGGAACUACGACGGGCGGGGCGGCGGAGGCCGGGCGGCGAGGACGCGGCGACCGGCCCGCGGGGGGGCAAGACCGGGGACCCCCGUCCCGCGCUCAGGCGAGCGCACCGGGGCGGGGGGCGCCCCCUCGUCCGGCACGCGACGGCGGCGGCGGCGGCGACGACGACACGGGCGACGGAUCGGGGCCGCGGCGGGCCCGGGAAGCGAGGCACACCGGGGCACGGCCCCGGGGAGCAGCAGACGGCGAGGGGACCGAGGCGGACGGACGGACGGAGAGGGGCACCGACGGGAUGCGGCCACGCGGGGCCGACACCACGCGACCGGCGGCGGAGGUGGGGUGGCCGCGCGCCACCGCGAGGGGAACGGCCCAAAGCGACCCGGGGGAGGGGACGCGAGUCGGCCGCCGGGGCCCACCGCGGGAUCUCACCGCCACAGGCCCUCCCGGCACAGGGGCGGUCCCGCGGCACCACCCGGGGACGACCGCCUGGCGCCCCCACCCUCGCGGGGCUCACGCCCACCGCCACCCCCGGAGCCGCAGCCGGCCCGGGGAGAACACUCUCCCGCCGCACACCGGCGCCCCCUCCUCCCCCCCCACGGCCCUGACGCGCGCGGGGCCCCCCGCCCCGCCCCCCUCGCUCAGGGCUCCGAGGGCACUGCUCCGCCCGGGGACGCCACCGGCCCGGCAGAGGCCGGGGGACGACACCCACGUGAGGCGAGGCGAGGCCGGCUCGGGCCCAGACAGGGGACUGGAACGCGGGCGGUCGCACGCGCGGGACGAGGAGAGGCGAGGCCGGCGGCGGCGGCGGGGAGGGGCCGGAACACCAGCGCGGGAUCCCACCGCCACCCGCACGCGAGGGCGGUCCCGCGACGCCCGGGGCGCCGGCCGGCCCCGGCCAUCCCCGGAGCGUGGCCCACGACCCGGCCCCGCCGCCAGGGCCGGCGAGCCGUCCACCCGUCUUCCGCCAUCCAUCCGCGACAGGUCCGUCUUCCGUCUGAGUCUGAACCCCGAGGCGCGACACCCCGGGCACAACGCUCUCGAGCGAGGCGGCCCGGACCGUGACCGCACGCCGCCACCAGCUGCGGCUCAGGGGGCGGGGGCGGGCGCGACGGGCUCCCCCUCACCACCAGCCGCGGGGCCGGAGAAGCCGAGGCCGACCGGGCGUCGCGCCCCGACCCGGCCCCCCUUCCCCCAGGGCUCACACCACGGGGGGGCCGGCCGCACGCACACGGCCCCCCACCUGCCGGACGCCCGGCGGGGCCCAGCGGGACCCUCCCCCGACUCGGAGGGGGGAGGCGCGGGCCGCGGUAGGCAACGAGCGGCACACGGCCCCACCGCGGGGCCGGCGCACCCAACUCCCUCCCCUCCCACGGAGGGCGGGGGAGUUCUGCUCUGCCCACGUGCUCUGGCAGUCGCCACGGUGGCCACUGCGCACUCGGGAGGGGCAGCGGCUGGGGGGUCCGGUACCCCAAGGCUCCCUCUCGGAUCGCUAGAGAAGGCGUUCUCACCGAGGGCGCGCCGUCCCUCACCCGGACCGUGUCGCCUUCGGGCCCACGGAGGCGCUCCCACCAGCCACCAGUCCUCAGCUGGGCGGGAGGGGUCUGCGGUACAGGGAAGCGGACCACCGCGCAGGAGCGUGUGCGCGGUCAGGGCCAGAGCAGAGCCCGCGUCCCGCCCCCUGCGAGGCCUCAUCCGCCAAGGAAGGCCUCCACGACGAGGGGAACAGGCACGCCUCUCCCUACCGCCUCGACCCCCCGUCCCCCGAAGAGAGCCACUCAACGGGACACACACGCCACCGUGGCGCGGACCCGAGGGGGACACCGGGUUAAGGGAAACGACACCACCACUCGGCCUCAGGCACCUGAGGGACGACCUGGAGCGCUCCAGGGGCACCACCGAGGGUCACGCGAGGCACGCUCACACACCCGCGUGGGGUGCGCAGCGUGGCGGCGGCGGCACAGCCCUCCCCGCCACAGGGAGGGCCGCUCGCCGGGCACACGCCGAGAAGGCGAAGCGAGAGCAAUCUGCGGUGUCAGAAGACCAACGGCCCCCACUGACGCCCCGAGGGGUACCGGUCCGUCCGAGUCUCCGAACGGGGAUUUGGCUUCGAUGUGCCAAAGGAAAACAGAAGACAGAACCGUCAGCGAGGCGCUUCCCACGAGACGAGCGGGCCCCGACCAGGGACCGCGCCCGGGGCCCAGACCGUCCCAGACGGGGCAUCCAGGACGGCCCGAGCCGGUCCCCACCUCCCGACUGGGAUUCAGAGAGUCGGAGAGGGGACUUUGACAGAGAAAAAGCACGUGUGCCGGGAGACGCCUCGGGCGACCGGACCCCACGGGGGGGACCGCACACGCGCCUCCCCCGGUCAACCCUCGGGUCCCCGCCUCCGGAGUGCGACGCGGAAAACACCCCGGGCAGAAGGGACCCGAGGGCCCGGACCCAGGCGCGCCCUCCGGCGACCUCCAAGCCACCGUCUGGGCCGGUCCCCACCUCCGGAGCGGGGCCGAGGGCGAAGCACACGCUCCUGAGGGCGGCCCAGGAGGAGUCCGGACCGCCGAGCCCGAGUCCAGGCGCUCCGGGCAGGGAAGACCCUCUCCCCGCCCACCGCGGCGGCCCGGCCCAGGCAGGGUCCGGGCGGUCCGUCUCCGCGGCCGCAGGGGCACGGGGGCACGGGGAGAUGCUGGUCGACCCGGUCAGGCCGCCCCGCAAGCCGGCUCCGGUGCGCCGCGACGGUCACCCUCCUCGGAAACCUAGAGAACCAAUCUCCGGCGACAGCGGGACUGUCCCCAGGCCUCGGCGCCACCGGGACUGUCGCCGCCAGCGUCGCCGGUGUCUGAGAGCUCUGCCUCGGGCCCAGAGGCUGAGUCACAAUCCUCCUGAAAGGCCUCGCCGAAGCUCCAGAGGGGAGGGACAAUAUCCAAGCGGCCGCCAGGUGGCUCCCGACAAGCGACUCGAACGUCCCGAGGACGUGUCGCUGUCGCCGGCCGCCGGGGACGCCACCGCGCCGGCCGCCCAGACGCCCGAGCUCGGCCCGGAGCCUCCGCCGCCGAGCGACGCGACGCGACGCGACCCCGGCCGCAGAGGAAGGGAGAGACGCUGGGAAGGGUCUCCUCAGGAGGCUGCCACGGAGGAGACUCACUCCCCCACGCGAUUCCGGGGUGCUGGGGGGGACAUUCCACGGAGACGCCGGCGGGCGGUGGGGGCUCGGCGGAGAGAGGGGCACCAGCGGCAUCGCAGACUCCCCCGGAAAGCCGUGAGUCGCGGGCACGCCAUGACCCCGGAUGUCAUCUGCCGUGACGCCCAGUGGUGA
Budorcas taxicolor (takin) is the source of this 3450-nucleotide messenger RNA. Its product is annotated as collagen alpha-1(I) chain-like. NCBI's taxonomy places the organism in Eukaryota, Metazoa, Chordata, Mammalia, Artiodactyla, Bovidae. Bases 1 to 3450 code for a protein of 1149 amino acids. The record is from RefSeq and is a predicted model, not a curated record. The transcript is spliced from 7 exons.